Messenger RNA from Brienomyrus brachyistius, 2860 nucleotides. It is a transcript of the gene ccdc191, whose product is annotated as coiled-coil domain containing 191. Gene Ontology annotation, molecular function: phosphatase binding. The transcript has 15 exons. The coding region runs from base 64 to 2655 and encodes 863 amino acids. Lineage: Eukaryota; Metazoa; Chordata; Actinopteri; Osteoglossiformes; Mormyridae. The record is from RefSeq and is a predicted model, not a curated record.
CUGUAUCUUUAAAAAUACUGCACACAAAUUCCAGAAAGCAGAGGCAAAAGAACCUCAAGCCACAUGGCACAUUUCGUACCGAAGCCGGACCUCUUUCGCUGGAAGAGGAUCACCAAGAAUGAAACGCAUACUAAGGCGAAGGUGAACAGAGAUGACAUUGAGCAAUGGAGGCAGACGGUGGAGUCCGCCUCGCAGCUGGCCAUAUCCCAGGUGCUCUGCGGCAGGCGGAGAGAAGUGCCCCGCGUGGGUAGGAGUGGCCAGGCCAUAGCUCUGCGUAACCAGGGGCAGCUCCGUGAUCACGAUGCCGCCUUCAGCGAAGCCCAGGCUCUGCUGAGUGACUGGAUGAACAGCAAACUGCGACUGGAGCUGGAGGUGGGAGAGGAUGAGGAUGAGAGAGACACUGACAGCCCGAUGUCACCUUCUGAACAGCCGGGAUUUCUGCAGUACACCAAUUUUGAUGACCUGCACUCACACCUGGAGCAGGAAGCAGACAGCUCCACAGCACACACACUCUUGCAGGAGCUCAUGCAGAGGACAGCAGUGGAUUGUGGGAUACUAGAAGAAUCCCUUCUGAAUACGGAGAGAGAGAAGAGGAAGCAGACAGACCCGCGCGUCACCAUGGAGAUCCGUCAUCAGCAGGUUCGAGAGAGACGGACAUGGCUGGAUGCUGAACGGGAGCAGAGAUACAGAGAGGAGGCAUUGACGAGGGAAGGGAGGAGAGAGAGAGGGAGGAAGGAGGGGAGUAGAGAGGCACACCAGCAGGACAGGAGGAGGCAGGAGGCUCUGCUGGAACAGGAGGUGGUGCGUUUGCGUAAAGAAAUGGAGGAGAAGAGGAGUUUGGAGCAGCGGAUGAGGUACAGUACCCAGAAACCCCUUCUCUGGCUGGUCCAGCCAACGUUCUGGUUCUAUUCCAUACAUGGAGGCCAUAAGACUGUGCUGUGCUCUGGCAGGGAGCAGGAGAGGAUGAACAGGAACAGGUCAAACCAUGUCUCCUCCCUGUCUGACCCGGGCCUCUCCCAGCACUCCCAGAAUUCCCAGUCUAGUAUGCAGCAGGACUGGCAGCGGCUGCACAGGAUGCAGGUGGCAGAGGCCAAAGCCCAGCUGCAGGGGCUGCGGUAUUUGCAGAGCCACUUCUCAGCCUGGCACCAGACGGUGCUGCAGCAGCGCCUGCGCAUGGGCAAGGCGGCGGCUCUCUCUGAUUGGAAGAAGCAGCAGAGAGCAUGGCGUGCCUGGCGUCUGCGGGUGUGGCAGCAGCAGGCACGGCGAGAGGCUGAGGGGGCAGAGGAAGAGCUCCGCGCUGACAGCAGGUGCUGCCAGGUGGCACUGGAGAGUAACCGACGUCGGCUGCUGAGGCGGGGCCUGGCAGAGUGGCAGGCCUGGUGCUGUGCUCGGCAGCAGCAGAGGGAUCUGCAACUGGGGCGGGAGGAGACGCGGCGCAAGAUGGCUGCCUUGGUCAGUGCGGCAGCAGCGGGAAAGCUGGGAGGGGGGCAGCCUUUGGCUCCACCCUCAAGACCUGCAGCGAUGCACUCCACGAGGCAGGCAGGGGACGCUGAUGUCCUACCCACACAGCACAGUGCCCCCUGUUGGCUGGACGGGGAUGCGCUGGGCAAUGGGCUAAUUUGCCAACAACAGCAGGAGGGCAUCAGCAUUAAGCAGUCUGUCCAGAAGGAGGAGAGUCAGAAGCAGAGAAUGCUAGGAUUGAAGCGGGAAGCCAAUCAGGAGCAGGACACCGAAGGGUCCAGCAAGCAGAGGUUCCUGAGGCAAACCAGAAUCUCCCGAGCAGUACCCAGAAUCCUCCAGGUUCCCUCUACCCAUCCCCACCCUGUGGUCAGAGCUAUGGAACAGCGUGCCAAGCUGCGGGCAGAGCGACAGAGGGAGGUGCAAGAGAUGAGGAAGAGGAGGGAGGAGGAACAGCUUAAGCAGCUGAGAGCAGCAGAGGAGGCACAACAGAGGGAAGAGGAGGAGGAGAAGCAGGCUGUGCUGGAAAGGAAGAGGGAGCAGAGGAGGCAGGAGAGGGAAAGGCAGCUGGAGCGCCAGCACAGGGCAGAGAGAAGCCGCCAGCUGAGUGCCAAGGCGCUGCAGUACCGCUGUCGUGCCCUGCUGCUGCUUCACGGCCUGGCACCAUGGCGACGGCUGCUGGAGCUCCGGCGCUGCCAGGAGCAGCUGGCCAUAGAGCACCAUGGCCGCUCGGUCCAGAGGGCAUUCCUGCUCUCCUGGGUUCGACUUAUGAGUGAGUGCCAGGCUGAGAGGGAGGCGCGUGCCGACCACUUCCACAAGCACCUCCUGCUACGGAGGGGCCUUGGAGGCUGGCUGAAACUGAAGAACCUGGCCUUGACCCAGACGCUGCGAGCUGAUGAGUUCUUCCGUCUUGGGACCCUGAGGAAGACACUGGCAGCGCUGCUGGUUCACAUGACCCGAGAAAAGCUGGUUGCCUGCGAGCAGGAACGCCGAGCCUCGGAGUACAGUGACAGGCGGGUUGUGCAGCGCUGCGUCCAGGCCUGGCAGACCCUCCCCGGGCUGCUGCGUAGGGAGCGGGAGAGAGAGCAGCGGCGAUGCCGGCUGCGCAAGCGGGUGGCUGAGAUUCUGCCCGACUUCAGGGCCUUGUCCGCAGCAACUUCCUGGGACCUGGGGGUCCCAAGCCACUCUGACUUUUGACCCCCAGCAGCUGGCAGUUCGACUAAAGACACAAGCUGUUUUCAAAGCACACUGCUGAUUUAUUAGACUGGCAGGAUACAAAGCAGAAAGGACCCCCCCCCCCAAGAGCGGAGGUGACUGUGGGAUAUCCAUGUCAGGGCCAGGCUGCAGAUCCUUCUCUCUCGUAUGAAGGUGCCACGCUGUGUCUCAUGGCAGCAUAGAACGA